UGCUCGCUUUCGAUCUCUUCGGUAUAAUGCUCGUUUUUGGCAUAAAUGGAGUUGAUAUAAAAAGCGAUGAAUACAUCAAUGGAGUUAAGUUCGUGGACAGCAAGAAUGAAAAAUAGUCUAAAAAGAUUCAAACCCCAAGACAAUGUAUUAAUAUAAUAUAUUUAUUUCCAUGCGACUUACAGUAGAACAUGGAUUAGAAAACCAUGUGUUCUAGAAUCAGAAUCAAGAUGUUCGAAUGGAAAAUGUAUAGAUAAAUCUUGGAUGUGGCGAUAACUCAGAUGAAGCCAAUUGUGAUCAUGUUUGUCGGGAAUCCAAUGAAGCUCAAUGUUUAAAUGAAGAUUCUCACACCUUUUCUUGUUACUCUUUCCCCAAAGACCGUUGUGAUGGUAAUUGGAACUGUGCUAAUGGUACAUAUGAAUGAAGCUGCAAUAAAUGUUCACAUGGGAUCUGAUGAAAUAAAUUGUACCACUGAACAGUAUCGUCCUGAACAGGGCAACUUUCUUUGUACAAAUGGUAACUGUAUCCAAGCUAUUUUAACCUGUGAUCGAAGUAACGAUUGUGGAGAUUCAUCAGAUGAAAUAAAUUGUCUAAAAAAUAGUGUUAUCACAGCUGCUCUUAUGGGAUCUCUUAUCUGCGGACUUUUACUUGUUAUUGCUAUAAGUUGUACAUGUAAAUUGAUUGCUUUGCGUCAAAUUGAACAGCAACGUCAAGCUCAAGACGAUUCUUAUUGCGGUUCCGCAACUAAUAAUCUUUACUCUUCAUCACAUAUUUACCAAAGGUACUUUCCAUUCGCUCGUAGUAAUAGUCAUUCAACAUCGCCUCUUUUCAGUCCAGACUCUGAAUAUUUUUAUCGAGAGCCUCCUCCAAGCUAUGCUUCAGCGGUUUCUGGUAUUGAUGAAUAUGGAGCUGGAUGUUCAUCUUCUUCAUCUCGUCGACGACCUAGAAGAUUAAGACCUAGAGGUCGAAGGCGUCCGCCUAGUCCACCACCAUCACAACAAUCACUCACAGAAUCUGAUGGUAUUUAUAAUACUGGUGUUUUUCAACGACCAAGCAUUUGCUCAAACAUACCAGCAACUAUGAACAUACUUUCGAUACCCACAACGGGCUCAAUCAAUAUUAGACCAACAAUGAAUGAAGCAACAACUUCAUCGACUCUAUCAGCAACUCAAAGUAAUGCUGUAUCUGAUAUUGAAGAACCAAACUGUACAACAUCCUCCAAUCAUCCUUUACUCACACAAAAUAAUCAACAGUCUCAAAAUGGUGAUAUUAGUUGUAGCAAUGAACGUUCUAGUAAAAAUGAAGAUGAAGACGGGUCUAGCCAAUCAACAGAAAUUGGACCAGUGGGAAGUGAUGAUUCAAAUGAUUCUAUUCAUCAAUCAUACCAUCAUAAUUGUUCAACAUCAUCGACUGUAACAAUAGAGUUAAAUAAUAUACCAUCACAAUCUUCUCAGCUUGACUGUGAUCAACAACCUCUGCUCAGUGGAUGAUAAUUCCUUAUUGUUUUGUUCUCUUUUUUAAUGUGUAUAUAUAUACAUAGAUGUAACCAAUAUUUAGAAAAUAACCUGGAAAAGGGCAUUUUUUGAUUGUUUUCGCAAGAAAAGGCGGUAGUUUUUAAUGGCCCACCAAAAUCUGAAAUAUUAGAGCGAUCCAUUGAUGGUUACCCUAGCAUAGUUAACUUAACUUGAGAUGGAUAAAAACACUCUUAAGUUACUCUCCAGGUUGUGUUUGAUCAGGGAAUAAGGUUCGGACGAAUUCUGAUUAGUUUUGAUUAAGUUGUGCGUAAAAACAAAAAUUUUUGACGAAGAAAUUUUUUGAGCGCAGAAAUCACAAUUUUUGCAGAUUUUUCGAAAUUUUGGACUUGAAAUAAGACUUUUAGC
Molecule: messenger RNA, 1877 nt
Organism: Tetranychus urticae (two-spotted spider mite)
Lineage: Eukaryota; Metazoa; Arthropoda; Arachnida; Trombidiformes; Tetranychidae
Molecular function (GO): protein binding
Source: RefSeq, a predicted model, not a curated record